AUGGCCUCCGCUCUCCGCCCCAACAUGCUCCGCCAGGCUUUCGCCAGCCCAUCUGCUCGCCUCAUAUCCUCCACCCUGCCCGCCUUUCAACCACAGCAGCGAUUCCUCCUCCAAAGAACGCCUCUAGCCCUACAGCAAGCCACCUUCCAGACGUCAGCCAAGCGCGAGCUUCUCCCACCGCUUCCACAAAGACUACAGGGCACAGUGAACGAUGCGCAAAUACUGGGUGAACCAAAUGCCCUGCACGGCAACUACCAUUGGACAUUCGAAAGAGGUCUAUCCGCGGCACUCCUGCCCAUCAGCCUUGCACCUUUCGCCGCUGGCUCGCUCAGUCCAGUGCUUGAUGGUGCUUUCAUCGGCAUGAUUAUUAUCCACACAUAUAUUGGCUUUAGCUCCAUCAUAUCCGACUACCUGCCCUCACGACGUGUACCCUUCUGGCGCAAGCUCUUCGACUACGGCAACAUGCUUGCUGUAUUCGUGGUCGGCUGGGGUUGGUACGAGUUCGAGACUAACGACGUGGGUUUGACCGAGGGUCUGAAGAGGGUGUGGAAGGCGGGGAGCAGCACUGUGCCAGCUUCGUGA
Molecule: messenger RNA, 582 nt
Organism: Recurvomyces mirabilis
Lineage: Eukaryota; Fungi; Ascomycota; Dothideomycetes; Mycosphaerellales; Teratosphaeriaceae
Gene: SDH4
Product: membrane anchor subunit of succinate dehydrogenase, Sdh4
Exons: 3
Coding region: 1-582 (193 amino acids)
Biological process (GO): tricarboxylic acid cycle; mitochondrial electron transport, succinate to ubiquinone
Cellular component (GO): mitochondrial envelope; membrane
Molecular function (GO): ubiquinone binding; succinate dehydrogenase (quinone) activity; heme binding
Source: RefSeq, a predicted model, not a curated record